Messenger RNA from Penicillium concentricum, 237 nucleotides. RefSeq lists its product as uncharacterized. The transcript has a single exon. Bases 1 to 237 code for a protein of 78 amino acids. Lineage: Eukaryota; Fungi; Ascomycota; Eurotiomycetes; Eurotiales; Aspergillaceae. The record is from RefSeq and is a predicted model, not a curated record.
AUGCGAUUGAAGAAGCCACACCUUAAAGACAAUCCCCCAAACCAGCAAUGUCUUCUAUGUGAUCGGUAUUUCUGUGUCGACCACAAGGGGAAGGAGGACGGCGUCUGUGAGAUCAACCAUGAAACAUAUUAUCGCAACCAUCCGGCGGCACAGAACUAUUUGUAUCGGACGUAUGAGGACUGGAAGAAAGAUUAUGAGGAGAUGAUGGCUGAUGAGAUGUCGGGGAAUGAGGGGUGA